AUGCCCCUGCCGACUGACUCCAUUCUCAGUGACGAUGAUAAUCUAUUUUCGGAGCUGGCUUUUCUAGAGGCAGCAACCCUGAUGACCAAUGCCACUACACCCACGAGCUCCAGCUCGGAGGCCAGGGGAGCCGAGGAGGAGCAGGAGGAGAGAGAUGUGCUGGAGGAGGAGACUGGGCCAGUUGGCUCUUCCAGUGACCCAGCCGCAUGGGAGAUCAACAGGGAUCCUGACCUUGAUGCUACCAUCCGCUUGGCCCUUGAGCUCCAGCAGCGGGAAUAUCUUGGAGAGUCGAGCUCCAGUUCGAGCUCAUCGGAGGCAAGUUAUAAAUAA
Messenger RNA from Dibothriocephalus latus, 330 nucleotides. NCBI's taxonomy places the organism in Eukaryota, Metazoa, Platyhelminthes, Cestoda, Diphyllobothriidea, Diphyllobothriidae. The record is from the annotation of a GenBank genome assembly.